Messenger RNA from Poecilia latipinna (sailfin molly), 1844 nucleotides. RefSeq lists its product as uncharacterized. The transcript has 6 exons. NCBI's taxonomy places the organism in Eukaryota, Metazoa, Chordata, Actinopteri, Cyprinodontiformes, Poeciliidae. The record is from RefSeq and is a predicted model, not a curated record. The coding region runs from base 69 to 1040 and encodes 323 amino acids. Gene Ontology annotation, biological process: response to bacterium.
UAAUUUUCUGCCAUUUCAGUUGGGCUUGACUGCUGCAAAUAAGUGGAAGUACAGAAGCAGAUGCGAAGAUGGUUUUCUUUGCAACCGUGCUCCUGCUCUGUUAUUUGUGUGAAGCAGAGUCCAGUGACGUCUCUCAGCCCGUUUCUGUACAAACGCUGAAGAUCGGAGAAUCAGUGACCAUCGAAUGCUUCAUAAAGAGUAUAAUUAAUGACAGAGUGUGGUACAAACUUACAGCAGACAGAAGACUGCAGGUGGUUGCAACGUAUUCUUCUCGCUACAAUUGGAGUGCAGUUAGUGUUGAUGAACUGAAACAUCGCUACUCAGUAAACUCCAUUGGGAACAAUAAUCACCUGACCAUAUCAGCAGCGUCUUGGGAUGACGCUGGAACGUACUUCUGUGGAGUUUUGCGGCUAUCUGACAUUCAGUUUGGGUCAGGAACCUUGUUGAUGCUAAAAGGUGUGAAGCUGAACCACUCUGAUGUCCAGCCGCCAGUCAGGUCAGAAGACGCCGUGCCUUUCAGCUGUACUUUCCACGCCGCUCAGUGCACAGCAGAGGACACUGGGGUCAUGUGGCUGAAAACCUCUCAGCGUUCCGCUCCAGAAGUUAUUCACGUGUCUGGGAAAACAGACGACUCCUGUAGGAGGACCGAGCGCGGAGAAAUGACCUGCGAGCACAAGCUCUUCAUCAGAGACGUCGACUCCGACGGAGGUGGAACCUACUACUGCGCCGCCACCGUGUGUGGACAGACACAGUUUGGAAAUGUGACCAUGAUUUUUAACAGUGGACUGAAUCCAACUGUUGUUGUUCUGGUGACGUCAAACAUCAUUUUUGGAAUCACGAUUCUCCUCCUUUCCUGGAUGCUUUGUAAAUCCCGGAGGAAAGCGUCUGCUGGGCCCCCGAAAAGAUCUUUUGUUGAUCAGACUGCAGAAUCCGUCAUCUAUUCGAGUUUGUCUUCGCCCCACCGAAGCUUCGAUUGCCAAUCGUCCACGGUGACGUACAGCACUGUGGACAGUGUGGUUUAUUCUGACACUAGAAGCUGAAGAACAGAACCAUCUUGGUUGUCGAAUAUAUGUCUUUAAGGAAUGUAUAAUAAUGUUAAUAGUAAGACACAACUGACUAAGAUAGCAACAGAAAAAUCGAGAAUAUCACAGGGAUGGUAAUAAUGAAAUAUCGAAGAACUGAACGGAAGAUUGAUUUGUAUAGCAAUCUCUAUGGAAACUCUGUUAUGGCCUGCCGACCUGUCCAGUGUGACACCCUGGAUGCCCUCUUGCUCCCUUAGCCCAAUGGGAUAAGGGUGUAAGAAAAUAGAUGGAUGGAUGGACAAAUGGAUGCAUGGAUCUCUAUGGAAACUAAAGCCCAUACUUCAGAACCUGCUUGAACAUGUGUUGCUGUUGAUUUUUUGUAUUAUGUUUGUGUUCUAACACUGUGAUUUAUUUGUGAAAGUGCUAUAAAGUUUUACCAUUGUUGUCUUAAAUCAUCAGACAAGGACAGUGUGAAAAGUGGCCAUGGAGAUGUAAAAGGGCAACAGGAUAAUGCAAGGCAAUGUAAGGCUGUGGAGGAGAAGACAUGGAUGGGAAGGAACAGAAAGGCAUAGAAGAUGGGAAGGAGAAGAAGGAGAGCUGAGAAUGAACCACAGAUAAAGAAGCAGUGUGGAGGAUUGGGUUUGCAAUACAUCUUAAGCUAAUAACGUGGUCCAGACUUUGACUUUUGAUGUCUGACAACAGUCUGAAAAAAUAUUUAUUUCCCUUCAUGAUGUAUAAGGACUGGAUAGUUUGAAGGCUAUUUGUUCUCCAAUAUUUGCUUUAUUUAUUAUAAGUUGCUUGAUCAAUAAACACUUGUUGAUA